AAAUUAUUAAACUGAUAUUGGCAAUAACAAUUUUCCACGCAUUUCUAAAAUAAAAAUUUGCGUGCACCAGUUGAACUGAAUUUCUCAGUUUUUAAAUAAAAAUAUGUAAAUAUACAGAAUUUUGAACUGAAAAAGUAUAAACCCAUCAUAUACCCAACCAGAAUCUUCAUCAUUCUCAAUUCCUCUCUGUGUUCUCAACAAAAGCACGCACAACUUAAAAUUAAUUUGUGGCCUGCUGUAAUCAUGAAUUAAUACUCGUUUCAUGUGGUAUCAUUUUGCCCUUUUUAUAAUUGCUCUCCUUUAAUUUUUGUUAAAAUAUGGCAACAGAAGAAAUAUCUUCUCCACCAGUGGAAAAAGAUUGUACUUUCAAAUCAUUGGGUGUGGUUGAUGUAUUAUGUGAAGCAUGUGAACAGUUGAAAUGGAAAUCUCCAACAGCUAUCCAACAAGAAGCUAUUCCUAUCGCUCUAAAAGGUCGUGACGUCAUUGGUUUGGCUGAAACUGGGUCAGGAAAAACUGGUGCUUUUGCCAUACCUGUUCUGCAGGCUUUGUUGAAAACUCCUCAAAGAUUCUUCGCUCUUAUUCUUACUCCUACUCGAGAGUUAGCGUUCCAAAUUUCUGAACAAUUUGAUGCUUUAGGAGCAUUCAUGGGUGUAAAAACAGCUGUAAUUGUUGGUGGCAUUGAUAUAGCAACUCAAAGUAUGGCCUUAUCUAGGAAACCACACAUAAUUAUAGCCACACCUGGUAGAUUGGUUGAUCAUCUUGAAAAUACAAAAGGAUUUAACCUUAAAGCUUUGAAAUUUCUGAUAAUGGAUGAAGCAGAUAGAAUUCUAGAUAUGGAUUUUGAGCAAGAAGUUGAUAAGAUUUUAAAGGCUAUUCCAAGAGAAAGGAAAACCUAUUUAUAUUCUGCUACAAUGACACAAAAAGUUCAGAAAUUGCAAAGAGCAUCACUCUCAGACCCAGUCAAAGUUGAAGUUUCCAAGAAGUAUCAAACAGUUGAAAAAUUGCAGCAGUAUUAUGUUUUUGUGCCUCUGAAACAUAAGGAUGUCUAUUUAGUUCAUAUCUUGAAUGAGUUGCCUGGUGAUUCUAUAAUGGUAUUUUGUGCUACUUGCGCUAAUACUCAAAGGACUGCGUUUCUUCUUCGAAACCUAGGCUUCACUGCUAUUCCACUUCAUGGUAAACUUAGUCAGGCAAAAAGGCUUGGUGCAUUGCAAAAAUUUAAGGGGAAAACCAGAUCAAUAUUGAUUGCUACUGAUGUUGCUAGCAGAGGUUUAGAUAUACCACAUGUUGAUGUUGUAAUAAAUUUUGAUCUGCCUUCACAUUCAAAAGAUUACAUACACAGAGUUGGUCGAACUGCCAGGGCAGGUCGAGGAGGAAAAUCUAUAACAUUUGUUGUUCAAUUUGAGGUGGAAGCUUAUUUAAAAAUUGAAGAAUUAAUAAGCAAAAAGCUUGAUUUGUAUCCAACUGUAAAUGAGGAAGUUAUGGUAUUGUUGGACAGAGUUGUUGAAGCAUCCCUAACAGCUAACAAAGAAAUGAAAGAACUUGAGGGAAAAGACAAAAAGAGGAAACGCUAUAAUAAAAAUGAUGAUGACGAUACCGAAGAAUCAAAAGGAGUUAAAAAUAGAAUAAAAAAGAAACAAAUAAAACGUUAAUAAAGCUGAUUAAAUUGUUGCAUUGUAUGUUAUUUGUAUAUUAAAUUUGUUUUUAUCUCAA
Messenger RNA from Parasteatoda tepidariorum (common house spider), 1710 nucleotides. The record is from RefSeq and is a predicted model, not a curated record. NCBI's taxonomy places the organism in Eukaryota, Metazoa, Arthropoda, Arachnida, Araneae, Theridiidae.